ACAAUGGCUGCGCUGGCGUCAUGACGCCGCGGCGGGAGGAAAAUCCAAGAUGGCGGCGUUGGUGGUGGCGGAGCGUCCUCCUCUCAGUUGACGCAGUCGGGACCCCUGAGAGAAUGUGAGACAUGGCACUGUGGUGGGACACAGCCAGACGCACGUCAGAGGGCGUUUAACACGUACCUCCCUCCGAGCCCCUGGAGCCUCUCCCUGCCGUCCCCGCUCCCCCCUCCCCCCGCCUCUCCCACUCCGUGAUGCGCCAUGCCUCAGCCCUACCCCCCUCGCAGCCCCUACUCGGGACCCCCCCCAGUGCCGGCCGGUCCCGCCUCCCCCCGGACCACCCGCCGACCCCCGGUGGGGUCAGGGGCCGGGGGUCGGAGGGCGCCCAGCCAGGAGCGGCUGGUGGCUGUCGGGCGGGUCCCUGGGGCGCCCCCCGGGGGCAGCCCCCGCCCGUCCCCGGCCCGCGCCCGCCCCCUGCCCCCAGGCCCCGGCCCCCUGGACGAGAGGGGGCGCCGGCUGGAGCCUAAGGCCCGGCCCGGGCGCGGCAGCAGCCGGGAGUCGGCGCCCUCCUCCAGCUCCAGCCCGCGGCCCGCCCGGCGGGCGCCGCUGCGCGCCGACCACUCCCUCGGGGGCAAGGGGCCCCCCUCCUCCACCUCCUCCUCCUCCUCCUCGUCCUCGUCGUCCCCCCCCUCGCGGAGGCGGGCGGGCGGAGGGGUGCCCCCCGCUGACCCCUGCGCCAGCCUGCAGCAGCCCCGGGAGCUGCAGGAGUGCCUGCGGAGGCUGAGCGCUGCCCGCCUCCGCCGCUCGCCCUCGCUGGGCCGCCUGCCCGCCCCCGCCCCUCCCUCGGUGAAGCGCAGCUCCUCCCUGCGGGGUCUGCGGCAGGACCCAGAGGAGCCCGGCCCCCCGGGCCCGGCCCCGAGGCCUGUGCAGCUGGACAUCCUGCCAGGCCCCUCCACCGGGACGCGCCAGGGCACCGGAGGGAGCAGUGGGCCCGGCCACGGGCAGGACCACAGCUGGCAGAGCCGGCUCCAGGAGCAGCAGCAGCAGCAGCAGCACAGGCCGCAGAAACAAGAGGUUGUAACGGUUGGGACUGGUCUUGUUGGUCUCAGGAACCUGGGCAACACGUGUUUUAUGAAUGCAAUUCUUCAGUGUCUCAGCAAUACUCAAGGACUCCGGGAUUACUGCCUUCGCAGGGAAUACCUCCGGGAAGGGAAUGUUUGUGGGAAGCGAAAUUGUGAACUGAUGGAUGCUUUCUCCAGCCUGAUCGCCACGCUCUGGGAAGCCUCGAGUAGCAGCUCUGCCAACCCCAUCCACUUCCAGCAGAAGUUCCAGAGGUUGGUGCCACACUUUGCCGGCUACAGCCAGCAGGAUGCUCAAGAGUUCCUGCGCUUUCUGAUGGAUUGGCUGCACGUUGAGAUUAACCGGAAACCGCACAAGACGCCGAACAUCAUGUCACUGUCCGGGAGCCGGGCUCCCCCCGACAGUAUGGAGAGAUUACGGUGA
This is a messenger RNA of Hemiscyllium ocellatum (epaulette shark), 1497 nucleotides long. Its product is annotated as ubiquitin carboxyl-terminal hydrolase 21-like. The record is from RefSeq and is a predicted model, not a curated record. NCBI's taxonomy places the organism in Eukaryota, Metazoa, Chordata, Chondrichthyes, Orectolobiformes, Hemiscylliidae. Gene Ontology annotation, cellular component: cytoplasm. The transcript is spliced from 7 exons. The coding region runs from base 256 to 1497 and encodes 413 amino acids. Gene Ontology annotation, molecular function: cysteine-type deubiquitinase activity. Gene Ontology annotation, biological process: protein deubiquitination.